AUGAAGUCAACUUCUCUCCUCCUGGGUUCGCUGAUGUUUGCGGUCCCCGCCCUCGCCUUUGAGCCGUCGACCAUACAGAGCCUUCGUGUUGCCACGGCUGCGGCUGGGGUCGCUCACUCCAAGUUCCCACAGGCAGUCGAGGAAGGGCCCGAAGCAGCCAUAUCGAACAUCAGCUCAGCGGCGGCCCAGGCAGCGGAUGAAUCUUCUUCGAUCUCAAAAGGGCUGAAUGUGCAGAGUCGGAAUAACAAAGAGCAGUGCGGCCAGUUGGUUGGGGCCUUGAAGGGCUACUUCAAGGCCAUAGUGACCCUCUCACAUGAUUCCACGAACCCGGCGGUAUUCUGCAGCAAGAAUAUCGAUCGUCUGGGUCCGACUAUAGGAUGGAAUCUGCAUCUUGUUAACCUUUGGAUGGAGCCAUAUUCGACGACGAUAAAGAGGGACUGUGAGGACGGAGAGAAGCUCGUUGCUGGUCUGGUGGGCGACUAUGACACGGCCAUCGACAGCAUCGAGAAGGCUCGCAAGCUGCUGGAAAGCCCUGGAGGUAGGUGUAACAAGUGA
Messenger RNA from Microsporum canis CBS 113480, 555 nucleotides. RefSeq lists its product as uncharacterized. NCBI's taxonomy places the organism in Eukaryota, Fungi, Ascomycota, Eurotiomycetes, Onygenales, Arthrodermataceae. The record is from RefSeq and is a predicted model, not a curated record. The coding region runs from base 1 to 555 and encodes 184 amino acids. The transcript is spliced from 4 exons.